Messenger RNA from Acanthoscelides obtectus, 1810 nucleotides. Lineage: Eukaryota; Metazoa; Arthropoda; Insecta; Coleoptera; Chrysomelidae. The record is from the annotation of a GenBank genome assembly.
CACAAAAAUUGUCAGUGAAAGAUGAUAGACAAUUCUUCAUAAAAUUUCAGAGUAUCAGUUUCAUUAACGGAGAAAUUCUAAAAAUGGCUCAACAACUUGGUCUUCUCCGGCGAGUAUUCCUUCCAACCAGCCCUCGAGUUAUCCACCGAACCUUUAGCGAUGAGUUGGGAUAUUGCCCCAAAAAGGAACUGGAAGCAUGUGAUAAUAUCCCCACCAAAGGCUUAGUAUUAGGCAUGUACACAAAUCCAGAUGAUCAGCAUGACGUGGGGAAACUAACCCCAACUGGAGAACGAUUCGACGCAAUGGUAUGUCAUCGCCUCACAGACCUACUUAGGUAUACCGGUCCACCCCCAGGUAGACUCCAAACCAGAGUGUUUUACAACUUGGAACCAGAAUUCGCAAUGGUUGCUGUCGUAGGACUGGGACGUAUAUGCCAAGGCUAUGACAUCUUCGAGCAGAUAGAUGAAGGUAAAGAAACUAUCCGUCUAGCUGCAGCCCAAGGUUGCAAAGCUUUGCAGCGCAUGAGCAUAAGAAGAGCGUUUGUCGAAAGCUUUGGUCAUGCUGAAUCGGCAGCUGAAGGUGCAGCUUUAGGUGUCUGGUUGUACCAAGAGAAGAAAAUGAGGAAACACCAGCUAAGAAUCCCUACACUUGACCUGUAUGAUGAUUGCGAUUGGACAGGAUGGCAAAUCGGCCUGCAAAAAGCAGCUGCGCAAAAUCUAGCUAGGCAACUGAUGGAUACUCCAGCUAAUCUGAUGACACCUACAUCUUUCGCACAGAAUGCUGUAGAGGUUCUUUGCAAGUCAGGUGUGAACGUUGAAGUGAAGGUACGCGGUUGGGCUGAAACUCAAAAGAUGUACGCUUUCCUAGCUGUAGCUCAAGGAUCAUGUGAGCCACCAAUUUUCUUGGAAUUGAGCUACUAUGGUGCGUGCCGCGAUGAAAGACCUGUUGUGCUCAUUGGUAAAGGUAUAACCUACAACAGCGGAGGACUGUGCUUGAAACCAUGUAAUAAGCAGAGAUUCAUGCGAGGUGACAUGGGAGGAGCAGCUUGUGUCUUGGCAGCUUGUAGAGCUGUAGCUGGGCUGCAGUUGCCAAUCAACAUCAGAGCAUUGAUUCCACUAUGCGAAAACAUGCCUGGUUGUGCAGCAAUGCGACCUGGCGAUAUAGUCAAGGCCAUGAAUGGUAAAAGCAUCAAGAUCCAAUCUACAGAUACUGCUGGGAGGUUAUGUUUGGCUGAUGCUCUAGUCUACGCCCAAAACUUCUGGCCGAGGUUCAUCGUGGACGUAGGGACAAUGACUAAUGACAUGAAGCAUUCUCUGGGAGCUGCAGCAAGCGGAGUGUUUAGCAAUUCGGAGGCUCUUUGGGAGUACAUGCUGGCAGCCUCUAUGCACACUGGUGACCGAGUCUGGAGAUUCCCACUUUGGGAUCAUUUCACCAAAUUGGUAGCCCAUCACCAUGACGUCGACGUAAAGACAUUUGGAAGAGGAGGAGCACCUAGAUGCGGCGAAGCCUGUAAGGUUGCUGCUUUUCUCAAUGAGUUUGUACCAUGUGGAGAUUGGUUACACCUAGAUACCUACGGUGUAAUGUUGUCCAAUGGUAAAGACUAUACUUAUCUUCGUAGAGGGAUGUCUGGAAGACCAACACGUACAUUGGUAGAGUUUCUGUCGCAACUUGUCUGUCAUCGUGAAUAGCAAGCAACGCGUGUGCGUCUUCGUCUGUCUAAUUUGUGAUGUGGAUUUUCAAAAACCCUAACAUCGUUGAGUCCAUUGUCUGUUGAAAGAAUGUAUCUUUUGGUCAAUAAAGCUACUUUUCG